Messenger RNA from Candidozyma duobushaemuli, 1563 nucleotides. RefSeq lists its product as uncharacterized. The transcript has a single exon. The coding region runs from base 1 to 1563 and encodes 520 amino acids. Lineage: Eukaryota; Fungi; Ascomycota; Pichiomycetes; Serinales; Metschnikowiaceae. Gene Ontology annotation, molecular function: DNA-binding transcription factor activity, RNA polymerase II-specific; RNA polymerase II cis-regulatory region sequence-specific DNA binding. Gene Ontology annotation, cellular component: nucleus. Gene Ontology annotation, biological process: positive regulation of transcription by RNA polymerase II; mitotic cell cycle. The record is from RefSeq and is a predicted model, not a curated record.
AUGGUCGAGAUGAAAGGCUCCCCCGACUUUGCCGAAAAGGACACCGCCUCCUAUAAACCAGCUCACGCCCCGCCUACCACCGUCCGCCGAGGUCCCUGGCUGCCCGACGAGGACCGUCGUCUCAUGUCCAUAAUCGCUGUCCAGGGCCCGACAAAUUGGGUCCGUAUCCUGAGCCUGCUAGGCUCCAGGCUGCCCAAACAGUGCCGUGAGCGUUAUCAUCAGAACUUGAAGCCCUCCCUCAAUCGUAACCCCAUUACCGCCGAGGAGGGUAUGCUCAUUGAACAGCUUGUGGCCAAACACGGUAAGAAGUGGGCUGAAAUCGCCAGACACCUCACAGGCCGUAGCGACAACGCUAUCAAGAACUGGUGGAACGGUGGCGCUAACCGCAGGCGCAGAGUCAGCCAUGUGGCUGCGCUGAACGACCAACCGCCAUCCUCAGGCUCCACUACAAGCGCCCAAACCCUCUCGGGCGUUAACUCAGGCUACUCCUCCACCGUGGGCUCCGCUCCUAACUCGGCCCCUGUCUCGGCACCGGUGUCGAACUCGGGCUCGUUUUCUCACCAGUCCGUGCCCCAGUACGCCCACUUACGGCCCAAUCUCACCCAGUCUGUCUCUCCACAGCGCUCCCGCCAUAACUCAAUGGGCGCUGUGGCGCUGCAAGAACACCACCAAGUGGCCCAGUAUCCAAAAGUUCCGCAAUUCUCCCAAAUUCUGUUCAAUACGUCCAUGUUCAGUGAACUGGAUAAACGGCCCCAGCUCAACGGCGUGCCUCCGCUGGGCCAUGGCCACGGCCACUUUCCGCACCUUUCCAAGGCGCCAAUACGCCUGGCCAGCAUUGACCACCCUACACUUCCGCCACUUUUGUCCAACUUCAACAAGCGUGUGGGCGAGGAAGACCGCCGCCACUCUUUGAACGCCACGACCUUACCACCCAGCACGCUGCCUGCUCUGUACCUGCAACAUCCACCUCAGCAAGCUCAUCCGCUCAAUAAUAAUCUCACCAACCUGCCCACAAUAGGCGUGUCAAACAGCUCUCACGGCGACAGCUCCCACUACAGCCUGCCCGUGUCCUACGUUUCUCGCCAAAACUCCUUGAGCCACGACUACAAACAUUCUUUUGCAUUGCCGCUGGCCACCUCGAGCACUCACCCUCUGAGGCGCUCUUCGGUUGCCCCGGAUUUGUUCCCAAACCCAAUGGCUGGCCAUGGGGCUGGGGACAUGUGGAUGAAGCGCAACCAGCUGCUGAUCCUGCUUCACUCGCCAUCCAUAAUGCCCAUCAACUCAAACCCAAACCGGCUUUCCGUCAGCAGUGCGCUGGGGCUUCUGGACCAAGGUAAGCCUCUCAGUAACCUUUCCAACGCUUCCAAUGCCGCCAAUGCCGCCUCAUCAAACGACGCAGCCUCCUCCGCGUCCAAUAGCACCGCGCUAGCGCCCGGCUCGGCCUCUGGGAUUCCUUCUUACAAAAACCUCCUACGCAGCAUCAACAGCACACCAAUUCCGGAGGAUAAGGACCAGGAUGCUGCUGAGACCGACCGGAUCAAGGUGCUGAACCUAAUCGAGUGA